Molecule: messenger RNA, 1767 nt
Organism: Botrytis cinerea B05.10
Lineage: Eukaryota; Fungi; Ascomycota; Leotiomycetes; Helotiales; Sclerotiniaceae
Exons: 2
Coding region: 79-1293 (404 amino acids)
Source: RefSeq, a predicted model, not a curated record
GAACACAAUGUGUGAAUUGUAGAUCUUGAAUGCUAGUUGCCCAAAUCGUUCAUAGUGAUUAAGUUGUGGCAGCACAAAAUGAUUUUUUCGUUGUUUCUGGUAGGCUCGGGUCUUUUGCCAGCAAUUUUGGCAAAGGCACUUCCCUGGACACCAGCAAUUCAAACGCCUGCUGCUGAUGGCAGAGCACCUGUCCAAGGAGGUUGGAGUCCCAGUCCAACAGCAGCUCCGAACAAAGCUCUGAAGGUUUUAGAUCUAUUAAAACGUCAAACAAGUGCGAAUAACACCUGUGGAUACUACAAUGGCAUUCAGUCUGAACCUUACACUUGUUCUGGAGCAGGCUACUACUGUGCCCAUAAUACAUAUUCUGCUAUCGGAUGCUGUACCGGAGAUGUCAGUCUUUGCGAUAUAUUCACCGCUUGCAUCGACUACUCCUCGUCCUCGGCGCUUUGUGGUCUAGCAGACGGGUUAACAGGAUGCUGCAAUAAUUCCGAUUUCCCUUAUUGUGCAACUUUUCUCUGGAAUAACCCUCAAAGAAGCAUGUUUCGCUGCGUAACGUCUCCGGCAUUUUAUCUCAUGUCCGACUACCCAAUCACUGGUACAGCUUCAACGACUGUUGCGUCUUCUGUCACUAUAUCUCGAAGUGUCGCCUCAGUAGCGAGCAGCAUUCAGAGCGGAGAUGAUGCUCAGGAUGUAAGCAGCGCUUCUCGAAUUUCAGUAACCUCAGCAAGCGCACGUAGUUCAGUAACCUCUGCAGGCUCACGUAGCUCAGCAUCUUCAUCGUCAUCAGCAACUCCAUUCGCAAGUACAGCAACUCAAAAGAAAUCUGGAGUUCCACUAGGAGCCAUUAUCGGUGGAGCUGUUGGCGGCGUGGUAGUAAUUGCGCUGUUAAUUUUUGCCAUCGCUUUCUUCGUCAGAAGGAAGAAAUCAAACCCACCACCACCUCAGCCUCCACCUCAAGUUUCAACAAUCCUCCCUAAUAACCCAUAUCAAGGACCACCGCCAAACUCACCCCCACCAUUCUACGAGAAUCGUGCCAGUAUCGCAAAGCCGCCUUAUAAUACAAGCGAAUUAGCAAAUACUGUGUAUAUUCCUCCUGCUAUACCCGAGUACUAUCAACCACCGGCAAAUGAUGUCCCUGUCUCGCCCAACACCACCAGUACACAUAGAUUUUCAAAUAGUCAAAUAUAUAGCGAUCCAGGCCAUCAGUACUCUGAGCUGGAUGCAACUGCUCUGAAUUCCUUGGGUGGGAACAGAGUGGAGUUAGGCAGUGAGCCAGCGAGGCCAAGUCAUUGAACAGGACUUAGCCCUCCAAGAUGAUGGCAAUGUUCAAAUCAUGAUGAUUGUUUCGAUAAAGAUUCUUCGAGGGAAACUUUUGACCAUUUAUCAGAUCCAUGAGAUGUUGGUGAGGAGUAUUUCUGAUGGAGUGUAAGAAGUGCAUCUUGGGAAGUGAGUGGGAAACGGUGUAUAUGAUAAGCUUUUUGUAUUUGCUCAUAGAAUUUUGUGGAAGAUAUCCAAUAUAGUAUAUAUAAAUUAAUGCUCAACUUGAGCCCUUCACUAAUACACAUACUUUGGUAGUUCGUGAAAAUGGUGUGGUUUAUGUCUGAAAACUUGCCUUGGACGGAGCUCUACUCAGUCGUAGUAUAGAGUCGGUCCAAUCUUUCUUAUCAGAUGGACGAAAGCAACAACGACAAAAAAUCAUCAACUUGAAGUUGUAAUAACUGCCAGGUGUUGAUUCGGCAUCUUGUUAGAAUGUUUGCUAUCACGUUA